AUGUUAUUUUUGUUUCAGUUUUGGGCCGCCUAUGUACCUUGUGAUUCGCAAAACAGAGACGCAGUUCAGCUUACUUUGGAACAAAUUGAUGUUAUUAGAAGAUUAACAGAAUUAUACAAGCCGUCACUCACUUUAUGCACUUCAGCUGAGGAUAUAAAAGCUGCCUACGGAAGACAUCAACUUUGCUCAUUAAUCGGCGUAGAAGGGGGACAUUCGCUAGCGGGAAGUUUGGCAGUAUUGCGAACUCUAUACCACGUCGGAGUUAGGUACCUUACCUUAACGUCAACUUGUAAUACACCAUGGGCGGAUUGUUCUCACGAAGACAUGCCCGGAAAGAAACCCGAACAUGGCGGUUUAACAAACUUCGGAAAGAGUGUGGUGAAGGAGAUGAACCGUUUGGGGAUGAUAGUGGAUUUGUCUCACGUAUCCGUAAGGACAAUGAGAGACGCCCUGGCCGUAUCUAAAGCUCCCGUUAUAUUUAGCCAUUCGUCUGCUCACGCCCUUUGUAAUUCUACUAGAAAUGUGCCGGACGCCACUCUAAGAAAGCUGGCGUUGAAUAAGGGCGUUAUAAUGGUUAAUUUUUAUUCCCAUUUCCUUACCUGCAAAGAUGUGUCAACGGUUGCCGAUGCAGUUGCCCAUAUCAAUCACAUUCGAGACGUUGCUGGAGUGGACAAUGUUGGUCUUGGUGCUGGAUAUGAUGGCAUUAAUUACGUACCAAAAGGAUUAGAAGACGUGUCAUCCUAUCCCACGCUGUUUGCGGAAUUAAUCGGAACUGGAAGAUGGAGCACUGAAGACUUGAAGAAAUUAGCCGGUUUGAACUUUUUAAGGGUUUUUCAAGAUGUGGAGAAAGUCAGAGACGAAUUCCAAAAGGCUAAAGUACCACCGUACGAAGAUGUAAUGGUACCUAGGUCUAAUCCCAAUAAUUGCAGCUCUCAGGAUUUAUUUUGAUUGUGGCGAAUUGUAGCAUUCAUUCCCAUAACAAACCUCAACCAGUAACUGUUUAGGCAUUUUAAGAUAAAUAUUUGUAUUGAAUGUAUUGUGAUUGACAUGUUGAUUAAAAAAUGGUGCUAUGUAUUUUUAAGACACUACCUAUUGUAGAUAUUCCCAAGAUUUGUUUAUGGCCCAAAAGUGUUCAUGACUAUAGUAUCCCUACCAUGAAAGAUUAUUCCUCCAUCACCGUUUGUUACAUCUUCUUCUUCAUGAGACCGUAAUGAUACAGGGUCAAACUUUCGUGGCAAAGAUAAGACGUUUGUGUCCGUAUGAUCACGAAGUUGGUUGCUAAUGGCAGAAGUAGGUGUCGAAUAGGGUAGAAGUUGUUUUUAGGAUAAAUGGAUAGGUACAUUAUGUGGUGCAUUAGCAUCUUCCUGCCAAUUUUUCAUUUCAAUAUUAAUAAGUGUCUAUGCGAGAUGGAUAGGGGUGAGAUGAUAAAUAACUAGUGAAACGGUAGAAACGCCAACCCAUUCAAUUGACAGAUAAAAUUGCUUUCCCAGAAUAAAAUACACAUUAAAAAUACUUUAAAUUGCUUAACCUUUUUUUAUAUGGUUGUGUACUUACUAAACCAAAUCUUCAGCUAUUAGUGUCUACAUAUUUAAAUGCUUUGAUAGUGCAAUGACUGAAUAAAAUAUAUAAGUUAGUAUAUUAAAACUGCUAAUGCAUACAAAAAGAGGAAUUAAACUAGCUUGUUUUACUAUUAUAAAUAGGUCGUUUAUCGACGUUAAGUGAAAUAUAUAACUAAGAAAAAUGUGAUUAAUUAAUUAUGUAUUGGAGCACGGGGAAACCAUCGACCAUGUGUCCACACCCAUAGGUGAAAUAAGUUAGAUAUAUCAAUUAUUAAAUUGCGUAAUAAUACAUAAAAGCCUUAAUAAUUGUUUAAGAAUAGGUAUGUAAAUAAAUAUCUCAGUGUAAAAAGUAAAAUUCUAAAUAAGAUGUAUAUAAUGUAGUAGAUCCCUGUGUGUAAUUAGAAAUUGACAUUUUGAUCUUAAAUGGCUUAUUGUUAUAAUUGUGUAAAAAAGUUGUGUUAACAUUAAUUAUAUAAUAUAAGAAUAGGACCAAUUUCUUACUAUUUCUACAUAUUUUAAUAGUUUUGAAAUAUCAUGUAUCCUAACUAAAGUAUAUUGCCCCUGAAAUACUGACAUAUCAUAGAUUAUAUAUUGUU
Messenger RNA from Photinus pyralis (common eastern firefly), 2155 nucleotides. RefSeq names its product dipeptidase 1-like. Lineage: Eukaryota; Metazoa; Arthropoda; Insecta; Coleoptera; Lampyridae. The record is from RefSeq and is a predicted model, not a curated record. Gene Ontology annotation, molecular function: metallodipeptidase activity. The transcript is spliced from 6 exons. Bases 1 to 948 code for a protein of 315 amino acids. Gene Ontology annotation, biological process: proteolysis.